CUCGUUCGCUGUGCCCCUUCUUUCCUCGCAGCUUUUGGAAAGCAGUUCUAUAACUCCAACUCCGCCAUCCACCACUCACCCCUUCAACAAAACAACAACUGCACGCUCGCCGCCGGCACUGGGCCGCGAAGAAAAUCCAUUUCCAGAUCUAUACCCACAACCCCCUCACCCCGGACCAGCGAGUCAACAUGGAUACAGACCCCGAAAAGGGCCCCUCCUCCCAUUCAUCCCCUACCUUCGCGCAUACCCCCCACCCAUACGGUGCCCCGCCAAUCCCGCACAUCUCUCUCCGCCGGCGGCGGCUUAUAUCGCAGAUCCUCUUGGGAGUAGGGCUCUUUAGUAUAGCGGGUUGGGUGAUUUGGGGGAUGGAAGCAGAUGCUUCUUUGGCCAAAGGGCGACCGAUAGAUGCGUCCAUACCUGGCAUUCCGCUAGGCGCCGACGGCACGCCAUACCCAAUUCUCUUCGAGCCCGACCCCACAUCCUCCUCCUCCUCCUCAUCUUCCCCAUCCCCGACUAGUUCUGACAAGGAUCCAAACCGCGUCCUCUCCCACGCAGAAAAGAUGGCAGCCCAGGGCAAGAUCAAACCGCAAUCCUGGGGCCUCGAUCUCAAUCCCGACCACAUCACUGCCGGGCUCUCGCCAUGGCCGGCAAAGCCCGAGGUGAAUGAGAGCAAUGAGCCCUUGUCGGUGUUGGGCCACUUUGCGGACGGGAUCUACGAUUACGGGCCCCAGGGGAAAGAUGAGUAUGACAGGGUCAUGCGCGAAUUCGUCAAGAUCGCAUUCCCCAAAGCAGCGCAUGCUGUCCUUCUCAAAGGGCUUGACCAUUUCCUGGGCGACGUCUCAGGAGCAGAAGAAGGGGGUGAUUGGGCAUGGGAUAAAGAAAAGUAUGUGUGGCAGACGGACAAGGACGGACAGCGGGUUGAGAGUAAGGAAGUGAAGAGCUGGAGAGAUUGGAAGACGGUGAAUGAAAAGUGGGAGUGGGAUCUGUUGACGGAUAAGGACGCUGAAAAGUGGGUCAAGAAGGUGCUUGCGGGUAGUCGGGUCAGGCAAGUCUGGGAUGCGCUUCCCAGUGGUAUUCUCCGCUCGGACAUGCUCCGGUACCUCCUCCUCCUCCUCCGCGGCGGCAUCUACUCCGACACCGACACCACCCUCCUCAAACCCCCCUCCAAAUGGGGCGCGCCCCCCACCACGCCUCCCACAUUGUUCAACAACGGCGACGGCUGGCUCACGCCCGAGCAGAAAGCGAGGCUGGAAGCGGGCGAGUCGCAUGAUGAAGUUUUGGGGCGGGCGAGUGUGGUUGUCGGGGUGGAGGCUGAUGUGGGGGAUAGGGAAGAUUGGUAUGAUUGGUGGCCGAGACCUAUCCAGAUAGUCCAAUGGACAAUGGCCUCCACCCCCUCCCACCCCAUCGCUCUCAACGCCCUCCUCCGCAUCCUCCACGCCACCUCCACCGCCAUCCACUGGUCCCACACCCAAGCCCGCGUCAUCAAGAUCCUCCUCGACCAAGGCCGCUACGCCGACGCCAAGUCCCUCGCCGAGGUCACGGCGCUGAAUGAGCCAAAGAAUGGCGGGCCGGUGGGGGUGAUGGCGUGGACGGGGCCGGGGGUGUGGACGGAUGCGGUGUUGAGUUAUUUGAAGGUUGGGUGGGGGGUCAGGUGGGUGGAUUUGAAGGGGUUGAGGGAGCCGAUGAGGGUUGGGGAUGUUUUGAUCUUGCCUGUUACUGGCUUCUCGCCGGGUGUAGGCAACUUUGGCGCUCAGCAGAGAGGGGACCCUCAAGCAAUGGUGGAGCACGGCUUCGCCGGAAGCUGGAAGACCCACGGCGAGCCAUAAACCUCUGCCUUAACAUUACAUUACCACCCCAGCACAGCGCGCCCUGUACAAGGACCUCUGUACAAAUGGCUAUGGCGCGCCGAGAGAAAGUCGAGAGACCGCUGCUCUUCCUCAACAUCCAUAGACUGCCCUAGACUGCCCUGUUGUAUCUAGUACCCUAUCAUAGCUCUUUAUCUUAUCGCACCGUCACGACUCCAAUGCAUGCGCCUUUUUGUACUCCG
Molecule: messenger RNA, 2047 nt
Organism: Cryptococcus amylolentus CBS 6039
Lineage: Eukaryota; Fungi; Basidiomycota; Tremellomycetes; Tremellales; Cryptococcaceae
Exons: 6
Coding region: 189-1826 (545 amino acids)
Biological process (GO): protein N-linked glycosylation
Cellular component (GO): mannan polymerase complex
Molecular function (GO): alpha-1,6-mannosyltransferase activity
Source: RefSeq, a predicted model, not a curated record